Messenger RNA from Humulus lupulus (European hop), 2779 nucleotides. RefSeq names its product putative pentatricopeptide repeat-containing protein At3g16710, mitochondrial. The coding region runs from base 193 to 2370 and encodes 725 amino acids. The transcript is spliced from 2 exons. NCBI's taxonomy places the organism in Eukaryota, Viridiplantae, Streptophyta, Magnoliopsida, Rosales, Cannabaceae. Gene Ontology annotation, molecular function: protein binding. The record is from RefSeq and is a predicted model, not a curated record.
AUCCAUAAGUUCAUUUUGAACUAGCCGCUGAAUUAUCCAAAAGCUCUUUAAACUUUAAAGAGUGAUGUGCUUUCAUUCCAGCUCCCGCACACUCGUUGUAGCCGUCCGUCGCUCGCUGCUGCCAUCCAUAGUUGCUGCUUGUUCUUCCGACAGUAUCCAGAAAGUAGCCCAAAUGGUUCAUGAAACUCAUCCAUGGCUGUAAAGGUAUCGUCUUUAGCAUUUUCUAAGAGAUUGCCCUUCUGGGUUAUUUCAAGUGCAUACAUUUCGUCAAUUUCCUGCGCCAGUUCUGCUGAAAUUUUCCCUGAAACCAACCCGUCAAAUUCAUUUGAUUUCGAACACAAUAUUCAGUUUUUGAGGAAUAAACUUGUCCCGGAUAGCUUAAUCCGGGUUUUAGAUAGUACAAGUGAUUUGAGUUCAGCUGUGAAGAUAUUCAAAUGGGCUUCUCUCCAAAACCGGUUUCAUCACACUGCGGAUACAUAUUUUCAGAUUAUUCUUAAGCUGGGUUUGGCUGGGCAUAUUCAGGAAAUGGAAGGGUUCUGUCAAAAUAUGGUAAGAGAUAGAAUCCCAGGUACUGAAGAGGCCUUUUCUGCUUUGAUUGAUGCGUUUGUUAAACAUGGUAAGCUGAGUGAAGCAAAAGUGGCACUUGUCAAUAUGAAUUUAGGUUGCCAUAAUCCCUCAAUUGAGACAUUUAAUGCUUUAAUGGGUGCUUUAGUGAAUACCAAGAGAGAUUUUCAGGAUGUACUGUUUGUUUAUAAAGAGAUGGUGAAGGCAGGUGUCUCACCAACUAUUGAUACUUUGAAUUAUUUGUUAGAGGUGUUGGUUGAGACUGACCGCCUAGAAACUGCAUUAGAUCAGUUUAAGAGAAUAAACAAGAAAGGUUGUCUUCCAAAUGCAAGAUCCUUUGAGAUUCUUAUAAAGGGCCUUAUUGCCCAAAAUAGAGUGGAUGAAGCUGUUAAAACUUUGUACGAAAUGUUUGAAUCCGAGUGUCAUCCCGAUUUAAGAUUUUUUAGCUGUACAAUACCGUUGUUUUGUCAGGAAAAUAGACCAAAGGAGGGAAUCAAGUUGCUCAGCAUGAUGAAAGAUUCUAAUUUUGUACCGGAUUUGUCAACUUAUACAGUCUUGAUAAAGUGUUUAUGUGAAGAUCUUUUGUUGGAUGAGGUAAUCUCUCUUCUUGAAGAAGCAAUAGAAAUUGGGUCAGCACUGCCUAAUGAUUCACUUGUUGAUGUAAUCAACAUGUUUUGUGAAUUAGAGAAAGUAGACGAGGCUCUGAAAUUUUUAGAAGAUAAGCAUAUUCUUGAAACUUCUCCGUACAAUGCAUUACUUGAAGGUUGCUAUUGUACUGGUAAACUGUCUACAGCAAAAGAUGUUCUAUGGAAAAUGUCUGAGAGAGAUAUAGACGAUUCUAAUUCUUGGAACAUUCUUAUCAGAUGGGUGUGUGAGCAAGAAGGGAUCAGGAAAGCCUCUGAGCUUGUUGGUAGAAUGGUUUUAUCUUCUUUUACUCCUAACUGUGACACGUACUCAGCUCUAGUUAUUGGAAACUGCAAAUUGAGCAAGUAUAAAGAUGCUCUGGAAUUGUUUUAUAAGAUUAAAGCCAAAUGCUGGGUUUUAGAUACUGUAUCUUACGCUACUCUAGUUGAACGCCUUUGUAGCCUUGGAUGGAUUCAAGAGGCUGCUGAAGUUUUCUCUUACAUGUCUAAGAAGGGAUGCUCUCUUCAUUCAUCAUCAUUUAAUAUGUUGAUUAAGGGUGUUUGUGACACUGGACACCUAAGUGAAGCAUUAAGGCUACGCCAAUUGGCUUACUAUUCAGGUACUUCUUGUACAAGUUCAACUUACACGAUGAUUAUGCAUGGUUUGUUAACAGUAGACAAACCAAAAGAUGUCUCAGUAGUCUUCUCACAGAUGCUGGUGGAGGGAAUUAAUCUUGACUUGGAAGCGUACUGCAUCCUCAUUCAGAGCAUGAGUUUGCAGAAUCAAAUAAAAAAGGGUACAUUGCUUUUCAAUAUAAUGAUUAAUGAAGGUCUUGUACCUGAUUCAGAAAGACUUCUUCAUAUGCUGUCUUGGAUAGCCAACCAAUCUCAGCUGUCUACGAUUUUGUGUUCAAUCAAUAAACUUAUUUGCAGAGAAGAAAUGACUGCAUCAAUAUCCAAUGUUUUGAUUAAUGGACUGUGGAAAGAGGGUCAUAAACGAGAGGCCAAUAGGAUAUUGGAUUUGAUGUUGGAAAAGGGUUUGGUCCCUGAUGCUAAGACUCAUGGAUUGUUGGUUGGUACUAAUGGUAGAGAACAAGUAUAUAGCGAGGCGCAGAGCAAUGGUAAUUCUGCUACAGAAGAUACUGUUAGCAACAUACUGAUUGAGGGCUUAGAAAAUAUGUGAUACCCGCUGCUGAUUCUGCCAAAAAAAGAUUGUCUCCUAACCAGUCAGUGUGUGAGGAAGCUUGUCUUCAAGCUAUUUUCGUGGAGAUGGCAGGGGCGGCCGGUGGAUAUUAUGCAAUGUGUGGCAAAUAGGAGGUUGGGCUGCCUUGCUUUCUUGGUGAUGUUGAAGCUUCUUCAUUAAAGUCCGUCUGGUUUGAUGUCCUAACAUGUCAUUUUGUAUCUAAAAAAGAGCAGGUGUUAUUUAUUUUAUUUUUUUAGUUUUGCAAGAUGCAAAAUGUUUGUAUACUUCUGAUUCAACUUCAAAACUAGCUUUUCUCUAUACGGAUUUGAAGGGGGUAAAAUAAAAAAAGAGACGAUUCUGUAGAUACUAGAGUUAACGUACUAAAUACACUUUUCUUUCUUUCUUUUUA